CUUCAACAUAUAACCUCCAAUCAUUUGCCCCACUCCACUAUAUCAGCCCCGCCUCCAACUCUCCCCCAACAUCCAACCAACCUCGUGCCUGGACCUCUGAUCAUCCAGUUCUUCUUCAGACAACUUGUGUUCUUACGUUCACUAUUCUGCUUCGGCAAUCGCCAUGCCGAGAGAUCCCAACCGCGAGCGAAUCCGUGCCCGCCAAGCCUGCCAAAACUGCCGAAAGAAAAAAGCUCGAUGUCCUUCCGAAAGACCGGCCUGCUCAAGCUGUGUUCGUCUUGGCCGGCGUUGUGUUUAUGAUGAGCCGGCCUCGUCUGAGCGAUUAGCAGAAUUGGAGCAAAAGGUCGACCUGCUUUUGAGCGCCAGCCUGCAAAACCAGGUUUCUAAUGUCGUUGAUGAAAGCCCACCGCGCGAGCCACCGCGGGCAAGUCCACACCGGAACCCAGAUAUCCCAGUCUCACCCCCUCCUCAACAACUCCCCGAAUUCGAUGCUUCAUCUUCGACCAUUCAAGAGUCCGCCAUCUCCCAGGGCAUUGACAUUUACUUCAAGUGGUUUCACCGGCAGCCUAUCUGGUGCUUCGAUUGCCAGGAUCUGAGCAGUUACUCACAGAUCCCUACACAGCUUGCCCAUAGCAUUCUACAGGUUGCCGCGCGCUUCUCACGAACGAAUGAACAACUUCCAGCCUAUGGUGAAAAUGCAAGAUGGUUAAUUAUGCUCCAGAUGGCAAAAGGCACGGUUGAGACUGAAAGUAUUGAAAGCCUCUGUUUACUUUCAUACUCAUCCUUUAUUGAUGGCAAUAUGCACCUGGGCCAAUUUUAUCUUGGCCUUGGUCUUCAACUCUGCCGGUCACAGAAGCUGGAUAAUCCAUCGGUCCUAGACAGCGAAGGUCCGACCACGGAGCGCGAAAAGAGGGUACUCUGGAGUCUUCAGCUUUUAGAGUGGCUCUACGGUGACCAGUGUGGCAUUCUCCGGGCACCAAUAAACGUUCUGCGUCCAUUCUUUGUUACACACGACAGAGACAUGGCGUUCCCAAAAGACCCUGCCGGGGGUUCCGCAAUAUCAGGCAUCGGGCUUUGGAAUCUAUCUCUCCAUUUUGCAUGGACCUGGGGCAGAGUCAGACAACAUGUGUCUGAGAUGUCUCGAAAACCCUCGUUAGAAGAGCCGUGGCGUCUCGAUUCGACCUACGCGAGCGUCCUUGCAGAUCUGACAGAGAUUGAAAACAAGUCCCCUCUAUGCCACCGAUAUAACAUCGUUAAAUUUCACGAGCGUCCGGUAGACGAAGUCCACCGGGACAGGGAUUACUGGAUACCCUGGCUGAAACUGCAGUUGACCUGGCACUCAGUAUUGGUUAUGCUAAACCAUCCAUUCCUAUACCUCACGGCGUGCGAAUAUGAUUCUAAUCUCGCGACUCCGAAUACGUUCUGGCGAAGGUCAUCAGAACUCGUUCUUCUACAUGCUACGUGGAUUGUCCGCACAAUCGACCUGGCGACAGAGAAGAAACUCAACCUUGUUGAUCCGUUCCUUGGCCAUGCUGCUGCAAUUGCUGCUACAGUCCAUCUUUACUUCUGCGCCGCGGCCGACCUAGGCCUGAGACAAAAGUCCAAGGCGCAUUUCACAAAGUGUAAACAAUUCCUGGAAAGCUUUUCGCCGGUUUCACCUGCGUGCCAACGCUUGGCUGAGUUACUCGAGAAAUUAACCAAAGUAGCACUGGCAUCCCAAGACUGGGAUUCCGAGCAGUCACUCUCGAAAAUACAACUCAGCAUUCCGUUGAUGUGGGCGAUCCUGCAAUUCGACAUUUCCACUUCACCAUCCGACUCUUCCACAUCCUCGAUCUCAAUCGGUAUCACAGAACCAGAGCAAACCGCAAUAAUCGAAAUUGGGACUACCGGAACACCCCCAGCCAUCAAAACAGACCUCUCUCAAGGGCACGAUGCGUCAUUGCCGCCGUAUAAAACCAGUUCAACAAACGGUGGUAUUGGCAGCAUUGGAAAUCCAGGCAGAUUCGCGUUCAACACACCCUGGCUUUGGUCGGACCCGUUUGGAUAUGGCGGUGCUGAGGAUCUUCUUUAUUUCACCGGGGUUCCGACCGGAGGUGAUAAUUCGGAUGGACCUUCUACGUCGUGGAAUUUUGGGAAUUUGUAACCUAUGUAUAGGUGCUCUAUCUGAUGAUUUGUGACUGUAGUAUAGAUCCAGCAGAAUGAAAUAGAAUAGUACGUACACUUUCGUAAUAGCUACAAAAACUGCUUUGUUGAUUUUGCAGGAC
This is a messenger RNA of Aspergillus versicolor CBS 583.65, 2264 nucleotides long. RefSeq lists its product as uncharacterized. Gene Ontology annotation, cellular component: nucleus. The record is from RefSeq and is a predicted model, not a curated record. The coding region runs from base 164 to 2143 and encodes 659 amino acids. Gene Ontology annotation, molecular function: DNA-binding transcription factor activity, RNA polymerase II-specific; DNA binding; zinc ion binding. The transcript has 5 exons. Lineage: Eukaryota; Fungi; Ascomycota; Eurotiomycetes; Eurotiales; Aspergillaceae. Gene Ontology annotation, biological process: regulation of DNA-templated transcription; DNA-templated transcription.